Messenger RNA from Lepus europaeus (European hare), 1216 nucleotides. Its product is annotated as collagen alpha-2(I) chain-like. The transcript has 5 exons. Gene Ontology annotation, molecular function: zinc ion binding; glutaminyl-peptide cyclotransferase activity. NCBI's taxonomy places the organism in Eukaryota, Metazoa, Chordata, Mammalia, Lagomorpha, Leporidae. The record is from RefSeq and is a predicted model, not a curated record. The annotation marks the transcript as partial.
CCCGCGGAACCAAUCCCUCGCGGGAGGGCGAGCGCUUUCCGCGGCCGGGCGCUGCCCAUUGGCUUUACCCGCUCCGCGGGGGCGGGCCGCACGCCUUCGCGUCCCCUUUGGGGGUUGUGCAACCCCCCAGGGAGCCAACCGCGACACCCCGGGGAGCCGGGGAGGCUUGUCCUCGGGGGCUGCACCCCGCUCGCCGGGCCGGGGGGCUGCCCGGCGCUCUUGUCGCUCAUUGGCUUUGUGAGUCCAUGGGGUGGGACUUGGCUGGGCCCGAACGCCAUCCGCGGUCCCUGGCCGGUUUCGGCGCAAAGCUGCCAUGCGUCCCGGGGGCCGCGGGCGGCCCCGGCCCCGGCUCGGGGAGCGCGGCCUGAUGGAGCCCAGCUCGCCGCUCAAGCGCCGCCUGCUCCCGCGGGCGCAGCUGCUGCCGGUGCUGCUGCUGGCGCUGGCCGUGGGCUCGGCGCUCUACACGCUGUGGGGCAGCUGGCACCGCAGGACCGAGGAGCUGCCGCGGACACCGCUGGCCGGAAGUCUCCCGGAAGCCCGGCUGCGCAGGGUGGUGGGGCAGCUGGACCUGCAGCGCCUCUGGGGCACUUUCCUGCGACCACUGCUUGUUGUGCGAGCCCCGGGCACGCCGGGCAGUCUCCAAGUCAGAAAGUCCCGCUCCACCCUCCCCCUGCUCUGUCGCCACAGUUCCUGGAGGCCACGCUGCGGACCCUGGCAGCCGGCUGGCACGUGGAGCUGGACCCCUUCACAGCCUCGACGCCCCUGGGGCCCCUGGACUUCGGCAACGUGGUGGCCACGCUGGACCCAGGCGCUGCCCGGCACCUCACCCUUGCCUGCCAUUACGACUCAAAGUUCUUCCCCUCGGGGUCCGCCCCCUUCGUGGGGGCCACGGAUUCGGCUGUGCCCUGUGCCUUGCUGCUGGAGCUGGCCCAGGCCCUGGAUCUGGAGCUGAGGGAGGCCAAGGAGCAGGCAGCCCCGGUGACCCUGCAGCUGCUCUUCCUGGACGGCGAGGAGGCGCUGAAGGAGUGGGGACCCAAGGGACUCCCUCUACGGCUCCCGGCACCUGGCCAAGCUCAUGGAGUCCAUGCCGCACAGUCCCGGCCCCACCAGGAUCCAGGCUAUCGAGCUCUUUGUGCUUCUUGACCUGCUGGGAGCCCCCAACCCCACCUUCUACAGCCACUUCCCCCGCACCAUCCGCUGGUUCCAUCGCUGAGGA